Molecule: messenger RNA, 4077 nt
Organism: Scheffersomyces coipomensis
Lineage: Eukaryota; Fungi; Ascomycota; Pichiomycetes; Serinales; Debaryomycetaceae
Gene: YBL053
Product: Ybl053p
Exons: 1
Coding region: 148-4077 (1309 amino acids)
Biological process (GO): DNA repair; DNA replication checkpoint signaling; replication fork arrest
Cellular component (GO): replication fork protection complex
Molecular function (GO): DNA binding
Source: RefSeq, a predicted model, not a curated record
UGACAUAGAUCAAAAUAUUUGCGACGUGUAUUUUUUUAACGCGUUAUUUUCAUUCUUCAAAAUCAUUUUUUUAACUGUGCUGUAAAUACUGAAAUCAAAGCUUCAUCACCGUCGAUAAGCACCAAACAACAGCAAUCUGCAUCCACCAUGAGUAGUUCUGAGGAGUCAGAUAUAGAGGAAGAUUCCUAUAAUAAUCCUGAAUUGAGGGAUUUCAUAGUUGACGAUGAAAAGGAGAAUCAACAACCCAAAGAUUCAACUACUGAUAUCGAUCAACCAAUCGAUAGAAUCACUCAAAUGACAGCUCAAUUGAAACCCAAUGAAACUCAAUCUCAGAAACUUUUAAAAGCACAUAUUGCCGUAUUGGUAUCUGCAUUAGGUGGUAUAGAUCACACAUCCUCUAUCAAACCUGCUCCAUAUAAGUUGGGUCAUGAUGCAUUAGCAUGUUUAAAGGAUUUAAGACGUUGGAUUAAAUCGAUUGAUGAAACUAAUAAUAGUUAUGAUGUUGCAUUGGCAUGUGCUGAAUCUGGUUUAGUUAUUAAUGAUUUAAUAGUGAUCUUGUGUCAAUGGGAAAGACAAAAUCAAUCAAAGGAACCCAUUAAGAAUGCUAGAACUACUGAAAGAAUAAUGUUAUCAUGUUUAGAAUUAUUAGUGUUACUCACUUGGCCAGUGGAAUUAAAUGAAGAGCUGUCAUUAAAUCAAAAAUUGUUAUAUUCCAAUAUAAAGAAAUAUCAAAUCUUAUAUAAAAAAUCGAUUUUAUCUUAUAAUAAUGGUCAAACAUUAAAGUCGAUUUUAAGAUUAGCAUUACCAACAUUAUCUAAAGAAAGGAAUGAUCGUGAACCAAGAGAUAAUUCAAUUUUAAGAUUGGUUUUAUUCUUCUUUAGAAAUAUUUUAUUCAUCGAAGCUGCAAAAUCUACAUUCUCAGCUAAAUCAUCCACAUCAAAAGUUCAAGCUUUAUCUAAUAACUUACCAGCUGGUAUUACUUUAGAUGAUAUUUCUAUUAACGUUGUACUUUCAGCAUUUAAAAGGAAUAAAGUAUUAAUGUUUCUACUAACAAUGUCAAAUUUGGUAGGAACUGAAUUUGAUAAAGAUUUAUUUGGUCCUGUUUGUAUUGAGUGUGUUUAUUUGAUUAUAAAGGGAAUUAAACCACUCGACCUUUUAAACAAUAAGUUUAGGAUUAUUAACAAUAGUGUCAGUAAGCCUUCCAAUCCUGCUGCUAAUACUGAAGAAGAAAUCACUCCCUCAAUCACUACUACAUCAGGUAUGCAAUUACAAGAUAUGCUUGCUAAUGAGCUUAACAAGAAAAAAGUACAAACCCAAAAUAUAUCAACUAGACAUGGAAGGUUUGGUACAUUGUUGUCAAUCAGGAGUACUGAUGCAAACUCAUACGUUGUUUCUGGACAAGAUGCGUUAUAUGAUAUGGGUUCUACAUUUGAUAAACUUGAUAAAUCUAAAAGUUGGAAGAAUAGAUCUACUUUCAAAUACGAUUCUGAUGAAUUCAUUAAUACAAAAAUUGAUUAUUUAACUAAUGCUGGAAAUGAACUAUUAUACACUUUCAUAAAUAACUUCUUAACUGGUGGUUGUUUUAAUAAUUUGAUUGAAUCAAUUGGAUCAAUAUUGACUUCGAAUUCUUCAGAAUUUUCAAAUAUAAAUGAAUAUGAAAAGGCUACUUAUUUCUUAACUUUAUCCUGGUUUUAUAAUUAUAAGCGUGAAAGAAACAACUUACAUUUGCAGGGUUUAAUUCAAGAAUAUCAAGUGAAUACUUCUGGUGAUGACAAUUUUGACAAAUUCAAUUAUGGAUCAGUUGGGGCUGGUUUGAGUGAAGUUAACUUCAUUUUGAUUAUAUCUUAUUUCAGAACAUCAUAUGAUUUAAAGCUUUGGAGUUCGUUGCAUGUUGCAAUGACAUGUUUUAAAGAAUUGCUUUUAAUUUCUAACUCGACUUUCUCGAAUAGAAAGAAGGUUACUGAAAAUGACAAUGAUCAUGAUGAUGAUACUCAAGAAGAUAUUGAUAGAGAAUUAGGUGAAGGUAUUAUCAGAAAGUUAUUUACAUUUAACUUCUUCAUAAGUUUGGUGAUUCAAACUCUUCAUAAAGCUUCAAGUCAUUCACCUGAUUAUUUAAAUGUUUGUAUUUCAGUCAUUCAUAUUUUGUUAAAAUCAUUCGAAACAUUUGCUAAUGAAGAUAUUAAAAUUUACGUUCAAUAUAAGAGGAAAUUAUCCAAUAAGAAUAAGAAGAGUUUAAAUAAUCUUGACAAGGAGAACGAAAAUGCGUUAAGAGAUGUUAUUGAUGGUUCUGAUGACGAAGAAAAUAAUGAAAGAAUUAAGGAAAUUUCGAAGGAACGUCAAUUGGAUUUCAAACAAACAGAAUUAAGAUUCUUCCAUACUUCAAUAAUUGGUACAUAUAUUGAUUAUCUUUCAAGAUAUGAAGAUUUAACUCAUGAAGAAAUAAAACGUUGUAUUUCUUAUUUCCAUAGAUUAUUCGUGAUAAGAAAGGAUUUUGGUGGAUUAUACAGAUUAGAUUUCAUGCAACUCUUACAAAAGGUUCGUAAUUAUUUACCAAAACGUUCUAGUGUUAGAAAUCAUGUUGAAGAAUUCAUUUAUUAUUUCAUGAAGAAAUUUAAAGUUGCAUUGGCAAGAUUCCCAAAUCCUAUAGAGUUAUUAUUUCCUAGAUUUGAUGAUGUUAAUAUCAAGACUUACUUGACUACUGGAGAAUUAUUUGUCAGAGAAGAGAAAGCAAAGAGAACUCCAAAGGUUAGACUCGCUAAAGAAUUGGAAUUCACAAGAGAUAAUUUCUCAGAUGAUGAAAAGAUUAAGAUUUUAAUCACUGCAAUUUAUGAAAUUGACACCAUUAAGCCAGUACUUGAUUGGUUGACAAAUGAAUUAAGCUCCAUCUUAGAACAAAUGCUCUUGGAUGCCAGUAAAAAUAGCGAAGAUGAUGUUGAUGAUAAUACUAAUCACAUCAGUGAACAUUCAUUGUCGCAAGGUACCUUUGAAAAGCUUACACUCGAAAAUUCAUAUGUCAGAUUACUCUUACAAGUUGUCGGCUUUGAAUUACCAUUAGUAAUAGGUCAAAAAUGUAAAUUAAAAAGCAAUAUUCAAAGUUCAUCUUUAUCUGAGAAAUUGGAGCUUAUUAAAAAGUGGAUCAACAAUCAACCUGUUGUCUUUGAUGACAACAAAGAUCCUUCUUACUUUGUUAGAGAAAGAGAAUGGGAAGCUGAUUAUGAUGAUGAAUAUGAUGACGGGUAUGGUGGUGAGUAUGAAGAAGGAGAUGAUUCCAUUGCUUUUGAAACUUCGGCAAAUCCAAAUUCUACUAGGAAGGAUGCUGCUGAAUUAGAUGCUCUUGAACAAUUAGAAAGAUCAUUAGAAGGAAGUCAACGACCAGCAAAGAGUCUCUCCAAAGGUAAAGCUCUCAAGAAGAAAAAGCAUAGAAGUGAAGAACGUAAAAAGAAAAAGAAACACAGUAGUAGUAAAUCUCGUCGUCGUCGUCCACCAAAAUCUUUCUCUGUUGAUUCUGAAGAUGAAGCUCCACUUAAGUCUACUGAAUUCGUUCAUGAUUCUGAUGAUGAAUCGGAUGAUGAAAAAGAUCAACAGUUCUAUGAAAGAGAAAAUCAUUUACGUAAAUUGUUAACUGAUUCAGGUGGUAUUGUUAACGCUCAACAGUUAGAGGAAUUUAAGAAAGUCUGGGUUGAAUUGGAAAACGGUAGCGGCGGUACUCAGCGAGUCAAUCUUGUCAGACAACAAUCAUCUUUAUUUGUUGACAAUUUAGAUUCACAAGAAGUUGAUCAUGAAAUAGAAUUGCCAUUAAGUUCGCAGACUGCUAGUGACGUUUCUGACGCUGAUACGACUAAUAUUCCGGAGGUGGAUAACUCUCAAACCUCAAGUGAUAAUGAAGAAGAAGCCACAACUUCGUUAGCUAAAAAGAGAUCACAUAGUAAUUUGGUUGAGAGUGAUGAUGAAGAUGAUUCUGAUAAUGAUGGAGCUGAAGCUACGUUUGUCAGCGCACAAGCGCCAAAUGAUGAUGAUGAUAUUUCAGUCCCAACAAGAAAGAAGAGAUUGGUUAUUGAUGAUGAAGAUGAUGAAUAG